AUACAAAAACAAAAAUGCAUUUGAAUGCAUAUUUGUUGUGCCUAGUGCUUGGAGCUGGCAUCUUGAUGCAGACCCAAGGUUCCGCAGAGGAAGAUGAACAGCCGAUGCAUUUGACCAACGAUGCGUCUUUCUUUCAGCCGCAAUUGCACGACAAACGCCUCGGACGCCAGCUGGUCGAGGAUUUGGAAUAUAACGCGAACUCAGCUAGCAGCAUCAGCAGCGCCAGCAGCAGCAGCAAUGCCAGCGAGGAUGAUGUGGAGGAUGACAGCGAGUAUUAUGACAGCGAUGAGGAUCAAACUGAGAAUGACAGCGAUGGCAGCAAUGAGUCCUUGCCCCGCCUGCUCUCAUCCUCGACAUUUCAUCGCAUCUCUGAGACGCUGGGGGCUCUAAAUACAGUGGGUCACAUGCUGGUGGACAUGACACGAGGCGGCCAGGAGGCCAAGACGGAGAAUGGUAGCAGUAGCAGUGCUAGUGGUGAAGGGAGCACAACCACCAGCAGCACCGCCACAGAAUUAGGCGACCACACAACUGCAACUCCUCUGUUCAAAUCACAAUCGGUGCCUGGCAUCUCGGGUAAGAUACUGGACAGCACAACGCAGACACUGUCCGCAAACAGUUUGCUGCCAGCGGGAAAGCCGGCCAAUUUGAGUGCCAUUCAGGUGGCCACCAAGCGCAUUGGCCAGGCGGAGGGGGUGGCGUCGGGCAAUCCCAUGUUCGUGGAGAACAAGGACGCAAAGCAGCAGAAGAAGAAGCGGAAGAAGAACAAAAACAAGCAGAAAGUGAAGAAACCCAAUGAGGAACUAGGCCAAGCCACACCACAGUCAUUGCAGAAAAUUAAAAUACCCACAACACCACGCACAACCACCGCUAGCAGCAGCAGCAGUAAUGGCUUCACUAGCAGCACCACUGGCAGCUCCACAACAUUGCGGCCACUUGAUCAGCUGGCCUUGGCCAGCGAGGAAGCUGGCACCGCCAAGGAUGCGGAGAACUAUUGCAAGACACCUAGCGGUCGUCCGGGACGUUGCGAGGAUCUCAGCAGCUGUCCUGCUCUGCUCCUGAAUUUAAGCAGCCUGCGAGAGUCGCUCUGCUUUAAGAGUCUCUUUGUGCCGGGCGUGUGUUGUCCCUUGUCCGCUGGCGCCUCGGAGAGUUCCACAGUGCUGACCACCCAGCGUCCACUGAAGCUUACCGCUAGGCCACAGACCAGCAGCACCACCUUGGCCACAACAAAACGACCCGCCACACUGCGACCCACAGCCAGACCCAGCUCCAGACCCACUUCCGGUCUGGUGCUCAUACCACAGAAGAAACCACCGACAACAACAACGACAACCACAACUGAGGAGCCACUGGAGCCAGAGGAUCUGGAUGAGAUUGCCAAUAACAUUGUCGAUCCGGAUGAGUGCGGUCAGCAGGAGUAUUCAACGGGUCGCAUUGUCGGCGGCGUCGAGGCGCCCAACGGACAGUGGCCCUGGAUGGCAGCCAUCUUCCUGCACGGUCCAAAGCGUACGGAGUUCUGGUGCGGUGGCUCGCUAAUUGGCACCAAGUACAUUCUGACAGCGGCGCAUUGCACCAGGGAUUCCAGACAAAAGCCAUUCGCUGCCCGACAGUUUACGGUGCGUCUGGGCGACAUAGAUCUUUCCACGGAUGCUGAACCCUCCGAUCCUGUCACUUUUGCCGUCAAGGAGGUGCGCACCCACGAACGGUUCUCUCGGAUUGGCUUCUAUAAUGACAUAGCGAUUCUCGUGCUGGAUAAGCCUGUGCGCAAGUCCAAGUAUGUGAUACCCGUUUGCCUGCCUCGAGGGGCACGUAUGCCGCCCAAGGAGCGUUUGCCCGGCCGACGCGCCACUGUGGUUGGCUGGGGCACCACCUACUAUGGCGGCAAGGAGUCCACUAGCCAGCGGCAGGCCGAGCUGCCCAUCUGGCGCAACGAGGACUGCGAUCGCAGCUAUUUCCAACCCAUCAACGAGAACUUCCUUUGUGCCGGCUACUCCGAUGGCGGAGUCGAUGCGUGUCAGGGCGACUCUGGUGGUCCUUUAAUGAUGCGCUACGACUCGCAUUGGGUGCAAUUGGGCGUCGUGUCCUUUGGCAACAAGUGCGGCGAGCCCGGCUAUCCGGGCGUUUACACACGUGUCACGCAGUACCUCGACUGGAUACGUGAUCACACAAAGGAUUAGGCGACUUAGUUGUAACUGUAGCUAGGCUUAUGUACCCGCUAGUCUAUGUACGUUUAAUGCUCUCUUCCUGUUGCUACUACUACCACAUAUUAUACAACUACUGAUAUUUAUGAGUCCCCAUAACUCAAUUGCUAUCCAAUUGUUUACCAUAUUAUGCGUAGUUGCGAACAGCAUUUGUUAUUUAAAUUAUUUAGACCU
Molecule: messenger RNA, 2372 nt
Organism: Drosophila grimshawi
Lineage: Eukaryota; Metazoa; Arthropoda; Insecta; Diptera; Drosophilidae
Exons: 6
Coding region: 15-2174 (719 amino acids)
Biological process (GO): proteolysis
Molecular function (GO): serine-type endopeptidase activity
Source: RefSeq, a predicted model, not a curated record